Molecule: messenger RNA, 394 nt
Organism: Blastocystis hominis
Lineage: Eukaryota; Bigyra; Opalinata; Blastocystidae
Exons: 4
Coding region: 95-394 (99 amino acids)
Source: RefSeq, a predicted model, not a curated record
GUGCAAUUGUGAAAUUGUGCAGUUGUCUUUGAGAUCCGUGAUCCUCUUGAUCCAUGUGUUCUACACAGCAAUCUAAUGCAAAUUUAUUUUUUUCAUGUUUUGGCGUUUUUUCACUUUCCUUUCUUUCAUCAUUUGCUCGAUAGGAGUCACCGCUCCCUUAUCAGAACAGGAUUUGUCCCAACAAUACGAUAAACUGUUUGACAUUUGCUCCCAGACAUCUUGUAAAGAAUAUAGCCGAUACGAAAGCAUGAAUUGCAUUCACCAGUGUAUCUCGGAAGCUUGCUAUCAGAAACAUUACGGUAAAGAGCCUUUGGAACCGGGAGAGGUGGAUGAGGCACGAGAAGACGAGUACAUUACGUGUGUAAAAGAGGAAAUAGCGCAAAACGAGUCCUGA